UGCAGCUGUUUAAUUCCGUGCAGGAUUUAUUUUCCCUACCAGGUGUCACAACUGUGGAACAGACACACUGAGGAUGUGGAGCCGAGUCUUUAUUUGUGGGGUCGUAUCAGUCUGUCUCCUUUGGCCUGAGGCUGUUACUGCUGGAACCAGUUUCCUGAGCCCGGCGGAUAUGCCCAAAUCUUCUGUUAAGAGACCCCCUAAAAAGCUGCCUUACAAUAAUGAGCAUCGCAGGGAGGCUUUGGACCUUUGGGACAGUCCAGUGGAAGCAAUGCCUGACGAGGAGAAGGAAUUCAGGGUCACAUUCCCACUGGAUAUCAACCUGAAAAUGGCAGAAAAGCAAUUCCAAAAACAAAAAGCUGCUCUCCAGGAUAUCCUGCUUGCGUUAUUCUCCGUCACGCCAUCUCAAGAUACACAAGAUGGAGCUGAAUAAGAAGAAAUAAAUGCAACCCCAUGAUGCAAAGUGACAGACUGCUACUCCCAGCAUGCUCUUUGAAUAAUUCAGGUGGUUACAAGCAAACUCCUACAUCCAUAUACUGUAGCUGUAUUUCUGUAGUUAAUAAAUAAAUACUUUGCAUUGCA
Messenger RNA from Xenopus laevis (African clawed frog), 579 nucleotides. RefSeq names its product ghrelin (gene ghrl.L). NCBI's taxonomy places the organism in Eukaryota, Metazoa, Chordata, Amphibia, Anura, Pipidae. Bases 74 to 430 code for a protein of 118 amino acids. The record is from RefSeq and is a predicted model, not a curated record. The transcript has 4 exons.